AUGUCCAUACCGGGCGGCUAUGCCAUCGCGCGGAAGGUUCUGGAUGCUUGGGUGGCGGAUGGCAGACCCGGCUCUUGGGCGGGCGACUCAGUUGAUGAUGUUAGGAUCGACACGGGCAGGUUCAAAUACGUCAUGCUUCGUGUGGGCGAUGGCGACAGGAGCAAGCUCGUGGUGAGGGGCAGCACUGCCGCAAAGUAUCACAUGAAUCUGUUGGAAGCUGCGAAGAAGGAAUAUGGGCACUUGGGGUUGGAUUUGGAGCCGGUGGGGGGUGGGCGGAUCGAGCACGACCCGGGGAUGGGCAGUUUGUCCAUUUAUGGAUAUUCUUCGGCAUUUGGGCAGGCAGUACACGACGUCGCGGCGGCGCUGUGUGUCAGGUGGAUGCUGCUGUACGACGCCACAGGAAUCAACGUGUCAUACGACGGGUACUAG
This is a messenger RNA of Ostreobium quekettii, 429 nucleotides long. NCBI's taxonomy places the organism in Eukaryota, Viridiplantae, Chlorophyta, Ulvophyceae, Bryopsidales, Ostreobiaceae. The record is from the annotation of a GenBank genome assembly.